GCUGUCUGUUCUGCUGUCAUGUCAUGUCACAAAAUUUUCAUUUCGGCAGCAGUUCAUUUUUAUCAGCAGAUAAUACUAUCAGUCAUUGUGCUAAUGGUUCUCAAAUCUUUUAAAACUUCAUAGAAAUAAUUGAAGCAAGUUUUAAAAAUGGCGAACGUUAACGAGGAAGCCAAUGAUGAAAAUAAUAGCUUAGUACCAAGUGACAAUAAUGCUACUGAACCAACUGAUGAAAAUGUCGAUAUCAAUGCUCAAAUCGAUGAGCAACGGCAGCGAAUGCAGCCAACAAAGCUUGAAUCAUUUUUCGCAAUAACUAAAUCACUUAUUAUUAGAGCAUUAGUAGUGUACUUCAUUACUUCAAUGUUUCGCCAGCCUGCAGCACCGAAACCUGAUAUCAACAAUCCUACAGGAAGCCCGCGCGUCCCUGCGAUUAACAUGUUUGCAAAUGGGACAGUGUUAGACAUGUAUUGUUAUAUUUCAGAAAAUACUUUUUUGAACAAUUUUGAAGAUGGCAAUUUGAUAUGGAAACAAACAGGACUUGUGUAUGGUGAUUGGUAUGGAGGUCCAAAUAACGAUGGCACAUUUACAUAUUCAACAGAUAUUACCCCAUCGGAGUCUCUAAAAAAUAAUGGCUCAAUCUAUUUGCAUGUGUUUGUGGUUCAGUCUGGAAAGUCACCUGACCCUAAAAAUAAAGAAAAAUAUGCUGGCCCUUAUGUGUCAUAUGGCAAAAAAAUGUUAAAUAAAUAUAAAAAGCUGAGAUAUCAAAAAACACAUAACUUAUUGACAGGACAGACUGAAAAAUCUGAAGAAGAAAUUAAAAAAGCAGAGACCUUGAAAGAAGAAAUAGUUUCUCAUUGGCAUCCUAAUUUAACAAUCAACAUUGUGACUGACCAAACUAAUUGGGUGCAAGGGACUGUACCACCACCACUUGAUGAAUUCAUUUUCUUUUUGCCUGAUGGCAAACAGUACAAACCUGCAGUUUUUCUAAAUGAUUAUUGGAACAUGAUGAGAGACUAUACACCAAUCAAUAAAACUACAACCAGCUUGAAGUUGGAAUUGACAUUUCAGCCACUGAGUCUUUUCAAAUGGCAGUUAUAUACAGCACAAGCUAUGAGGGAUAAAUUGAGCAUGUUCUCGGCCUUGGGAGCAGAGGAGCAAGAUGAGGAACAAGACACUGUGAAGGAACUCCUUUUGGACACAUCACCUUAUCUUCUGGGCUUGACAAUAUCAGUAUCCAUUCUUCAUUCUAUUUUUGAACUUUUAGCAUUCAAAAAUGAUAUUCAAUUCUGGAAUAACAGACAGUCACUGGAAGGAUUAUCUGUGAGAUCUGUAUUUUUUAAUGUUUUCCAAUCAUUGGUUGUACUUUUGUAUGUGUUAGACAAUGAGACAAAUGUGAUGGUCAGAAUAUCCUGUUUCAUAGGUCUAAUAAUUGAACUGUGGAAGAUUAAUAAAGUAAUGGAUGUAAAAGUAAAUAGAGAAGAGCGUAUAUUUGGAAUACCUAAAUUGACCUUUACUGACAAAGGCUCCUAUGUUGAAUCUAGUACUAAACAGUAUGAUAUGUUGGCAUUCCGCUACUUGAGCUGGGCUUGUUUCCCCCUUUUAAUAGGUUAUGGAGUGUAUUCUUUACUGUACAAUGAACAUAAAGGGUGGUACUCAUUUAUUCUGAAUAUGAUGUAUGGAUAUUUACUCACUUUUGGAUUUAUUAUGAUGACUCCACAACUGUUCAUAAACUACAAACUGAAAUCUGUUGCUCAUCUGCCAUGGAGAAUGAUGACAUAUAAAUUCCUCAACACAUUUAUUGAUGACAUAUUUGCUUUUGUUAUUAAAAUGCCAACAAUGUAUCGCUUGGGAUGUUUUAGAGAUGAUAUUGUUUUCUUCAUAUUCUUAUACCAACGCUGGAUCUAUAAGGUGGACCACAAGAGAGUCAAUGAAUUUGGGUUCUCUGGUGAGAUGGAAGAACAGCAAAAGCUUGCAAAGAAUGGUACACCAGCUAUUACAGAAUCAGAGCAGCAACCUGCGGAUAAGAAAAAUGACUAAAACUAUAGUAAAAUUAUCCAUAGUUAAUAUUAUAACUAUUUACAUAAAGAUACUAUAGAAUACCCUUUUAUGUAAUUUAACAUGCCAUCCCAUUAAAAUGUAUGGAUUGUUUAUAGGACAGAAAGGUAUUUUAUAGUUUCGAUAAUAAUUGUGUUUGUGUAGUUAGCAGAAAUAGUAUUUGUCAUAAAAAUAGCUAUAAAAGUAUUAUCGCAAAUAUAUCUAGUGUAAUUAAGCCAAAAAUGUUUGAUAUUUAAAAAUUCUUAAACAAAUUCCUUGUGUACCAAAAGAUCACUCAGAAAGAGGCUAGCAUAAUUAUUAAGUCCUGAAUUCUUAAACAUUAAAACAGCCUUGAAUCACCAAACCAUAAA
Molecule: messenger RNA, 2402 nt
Organism: Ostrinia furnacalis (Asian corn borer)
Lineage: Eukaryota; Metazoa; Arthropoda; Insecta; Lepidoptera; Crambidae
Product: cleft lip and palate transmembrane protein 1 homolog
Exons: 3
Coding region: 148-2034 (628 amino acids)
Cellular component (GO): membrane; endomembrane system
Source: RefSeq, a predicted model, not a curated record